AUGAAUUAAAUUCAAUAAGAGAUCACUAUGAUUCCUACCAAAACAUUUAAGAAUGCACUAUGGAUUUCAAAAUCUUUGAGUGUAAACAAACGAAAAAGUCCCAAUUAUCCAUGUAAAAGAUGGGGACAUACGGCUGUGUUACACGACAAAUAUAUGUAUGUUUUCAGUGGUUGUGGGAAAUCUGAUAAUCCCAGAUAGUGGGAACAAAUAUAUAGAAUGGAUUGCGUUACAUUUUAAUGGGAAAGAUUGAAUUCGCCAUCUUUGAAGCAUCCUCCAGGGAGAGAUUCUCAUUGUUGUGUAUGUUUGUAAAAUAAGCUGUAUUUUUUUGGGGGAUCCAGCAAUGAAUUAAUUCUUGGGGAUUUUUGGAGCUUUGAUAUUGAAACUUCUGAAUGGACAGAAAUUCAGGUACCAAAAGAUAUGGAGGGUAGAGAGGGACAUUCGAUGGUGGCUUUAUCAUCUAGAUUGAUAUACAUCUAUGGCGGAUGGGAUCAAGUGUAAAAUAUAAUGACAGAAUCUCAUUGGUUAUAUGAUAUAAAAACAAACAAGUUUCAAUAAGUGACACAUUUUACAGGGGACGAGAUGAUUAAAUUAGAGAGUCACACGGCUAAUAAAAUAGGGGAUAGUGUUUAUAUCUUUGGAGGGUAAGGUCAGUAGUCGAAUAAACAACUAGUAUUUCAUAAAGAUUUGUAUAAAUUAGAUUUUGAGAAUAUGAAUGAUUUGCAUUCAAAAUUUGACUAAUUGGAGUCUGGAGAUGAUAAGGGUUAGAAUAUAGAUAAUAAUACUGUUAUCAAGAUUGAGAAAAUCAAGGCAAAUGGAUCUCAAUAGCCAACUCCAAGAGCUUCUCAUUCUGCAGUUGCUUAUGGAGAGAGAUUCUUAUUCAUCAUCGGAGGAGAAGGAUAUUAAUACGACUAAUAGAAGGACAACGAAGAGGAGGCUAUUGAACAGGAUUAAGAUGAUGAUUAAAAUAUUGAUGAGGAGGAGAAGCCUAUAUUUCCGAAAAAUGAUAUUUGGAUAUUUGAAACAUUUAUGAGAACGUGGAGCAAAUUAUAGCCAAAAUCUAAAACUCCAGUAUUUCAACCGAGAUUUUCACAUAGUUGUAUAGUGUAUAAGGAUUAGUUUAUAAUAUUUGGAGGGUUGAGAAGUAUGGGAGAAGUGUUGGAAGACAUUAUGGUAUUGCAUUUAAAGGAUAGUGAUAAUAAUGUACAGAAAUACUCAAGGGAUGAGAUGAAAAACGUUUGUAAGUAUUGCCAAUUGAUCUAUGGUAUUCAGUAGGAAGAGGAAAUAUCAUAUCAUAAAGCAACAGAGAGUAGUGCAGUAAAACUACCUAAGUUAUCUUUGACAUUCGUAGAUGAAGUUUCUAAGUUGAUUCAGUGUCCUAUGUCUUGUUUUGGUCUCUUUUUGGACAACGUAAAAUUAUCAGAAGCUGCUGAAGUCAAUUUUGAAUAUGUGUUCUUAUAAAGAAGGAAGAAAUAUUCAAAUACUAUUGAUGAAAUAAGGGAUAAGAUACCAGUGUUGAUAAUAUUUGAGAAAGACCCUAAAGAAUUGGAUGAUUUAAACGAUUUCCUAUUUAAUUUUGACAUUUCCAAAAGGAAGAAUAAAGUGAUCAAUUAGGACUUGGACUUGAAAAAUGAAAGUGAACAAAACUAAGUUCUGGAAGAGUAAUAACUACUCAAUAAGAAGUAAUACGCCUUAAAUUUUAAAAUUGCAUCAUUGCGACUAGGAGAUAGUGUGCUCAUCUGUCAUAAGUCUUAGAACAAUUAUUAUGUUGGGUUGAUAUCGAUGAAUAAUCAAUUGAAUCCUAAUGAUGAAACCUUGACCUUCUAUAAUUACACGAUGACUAUUGCUAAUGGUACUGAGAGGAAGAUUGACUCAACUGAGAGCAAAUAUGUGUUAUUAAAUGCAAUUACUCAUUUAAUUAGUGAGGAGGACUUCAUAUUGAAUUGCAAUUUUAAUUAUACCAAAAUCUUCAUCUUCGAUUUGACUAGGAUACAUGCUUUAUAAAAGAUAUUUGAACUUAGUCUAUUUAAUGACGAUAUAAUCUCGAAUCAAUCAUUGGCAUUUGAAUUGAAGAAGGACGAUGCAAGUAAAUUUCCAGAUUUCUCUUUGAAGGAGUAUCUCAAAUACUAUUCAUUGGAACACUUACCAUUUAGAGUGACUGUGCAGAAUCAAUUGAUCAAUAUGAAUGUUAAUGUGAUAAGUCGAAUAGAGAAUAAGCACAAGGUUACUGUGACCAACGAAAAAGUAGUAGCGAAAUUAAAUGAAUGGGCGGAGUCUUAUCAAUUAGGUAGACUGACCUAAAAUAACUUUGGAGUCCUUCUUUAUUAUUAAGGGAGACUGAUCAAUAGGCAUAGAAAGUAAUUGGGGAUCUAUCCAGGUGUUCUUGAGCAAAGUGGGUAUGUGAACAUUUCAAAGAUUGUUAAACCCAAUAUGACAUUUGAAGGAUUCAAGAAUUCAUACUUGGCGUCUAUCUUACUAUAAACUCUGGAAGCAUUGGAGGAAGAAUGCGAGCCAGAGAGAAGAAAGGAAAUUAAAAUUUGA
Molecule: messenger RNA, 2538 nt
Organism: Paramecium tetraurelia
Lineage: Eukaryota; Ciliophora; Oligohymenophorea; Peniculida; Parameciidae
Exons: 5
Molecular function (GO): protein binding
Source: RefSeq, a predicted model, not a curated record